Molecule: messenger RNA, 651 nt
Organism: Dermacentor albipictus
Lineage: Eukaryota; Metazoa; Arthropoda; Arachnida; Ixodida; Ixodidae
Source: RefSeq, a predicted model, not a curated record
AUGAUAAAGGAAAUAUUCGCCAGAGAAUUCAACAACUUCAGCAGCCGAGGGCACCUGCUGCGCAUCCACGAGCUGGAACCGACGCUGGAGCGCAACUUGGUGCUCGUCGGCGGCCGCCAAUGGAAGGAAACGAGAAGCUGCAUGCAGCAGUUCUUCACGCCAGCGAAACUGAAAGUGGUGAUGCCUGCCUUAGCGGACGCCCAACGCGAGUUCCUCAACAUCCUGGGCGAGUGCGCCGACAGCGGCGCCGAAGUGGACAUCGGCUCUCGCUGCGAACGGUUCACCUUUGACGUCAUCAGCAAGGCGGCGUUCAACCUGGACACCCAGGUCCAGCGCCAUCCGGAGAACCCGCUUUUCCAGACGGCGCUGCUCUGCUUCCCUCACAUCAUGAAGGGCUUCCUGCAUAACUUGGGCCUGAACCUUUACCAUUGGCCAUGGGUUAUCAAGGUAUUCCAGAAGCCCAUCAGCUUCUUCUUCACAAAUCAUCUAGUCCAAAUGACCAAGCACGCAGCCGAGCUAAUCAAAUUCCGUCACCAAAACCCGCAGGUUGAUGAGCCCGACAUGGCUCAGCUCCUCUUGGACGAUGCACUCGAAAAGAGGGACUCGGCAACCAAGAAAAAUGAAGCGGCGGCAAAGAGAACCGAGUUUUAA